AUGCAGUUGAAUCAGGCCGAUAUUAUGGAGACUUCAGAUGACCCUGACGAUCACUGGGAUCACGAGAGUACGGCCGGCAUGCUGGCUCUGUACUUGCAAAAUAUAGAAAAGUUUAGAAAUCCAAAAAUAAGGAAAAAGAAUGUAUGGGUGGAUAUAGCUAAUGCAAUCGGUAAAGGUCCGGAUAGCUGCGACAAAAAGUUCAGAAAUCUCAAACAGACAUACAUAAGGUUACUCAGAAAGAAGAAUCGUAGUGGUGUUACAGCAUUCAAAUGGCCAUAUUUUGAUAUAUUUGAGGAGAUUUAUAGCAUUGAUGGUGAAUAUCAACCGGAAAUCAAACAGAAGAUAACGGAUUGCAGCAGUGAUAGAAUUACUAAAGUUUUAAUGGGAAUGGAUUCUUCUUCAAAACAAGAAGACACUUUCGAAAAUGGUGAAUCUUCGAAUGGACAGAAUGAUGAAGUUAAAAGAAGAUUGUUGAGAAAGAGGAAUGCAGAGUUUAGAAAAGUUACAUUAGAAAUGAGAGAUAGGCAGAGAGUUGUCGAGGAGAAAUUAGAUAGAUUAAUAAAUAUAGUCGAAGAGUCCAAUAAUAUUCAGAGAGAAAGGAAUAGGUUGUUCCAACAAUUUCUUGAUAAUUUACAUCAGAACCAUUAG
Molecule: messenger RNA, 648 nt
Organism: Danaus chrysippus (African queen)
Lineage: Eukaryota; Metazoa; Arthropoda; Insecta; Lepidoptera; Nymphalidae
Source: the annotation of a GenBank genome assembly